Molecule: messenger RNA, 4564 nt
Organism: Chroicocephalus ridibundus (black-headed gull)
Lineage: Eukaryota; Metazoa; Chordata; Aves; Charadriiformes; Laridae
Product: ethanolaminephosphotransferase 1-like
Exons: 11
Coding region: 548-1714 (388 amino acids)
Biological process (GO): phosphatidylethanolamine biosynthetic process
Cellular component (GO): endoplasmic reticulum membrane; Golgi apparatus
Molecular function (GO): ethanolaminephosphotransferase activity
Source: RefSeq, a predicted model, not a curated record
CGGGCCGCGGGGGUAAUGGUGCGGGGUCGCUGGCGUUCGGAGGGUUAUGGCCGCCGCUGCUCCGUCCUCUCGCCUUUCUGUGUCGCUGCCGCGGUGCGGGCACAUCUUCACACAUGCUAUAAACACGGCAUCUUUAAUACAACUUUAACCACAAAAAAAGUUCCGGGGCCCGAUACUGCAACGUUAAUUGGAUUACGGCUUGCUGUGACCACGGGAGGCUGCUGCAGACCAUCCCCAGCACCGAGCGCCGUGAGGGAAUCAAAGGUUUAUAGCAGAUGCUGACGGCAGGCUGCCGCCGAGCCCGCACGAACCUGCCGGCGCCGCGGGGAAACGCCUGGUCCCACGGCCGUGGACGCCCGGGAGAAGCCACCGCCACCGCGGCCCCACGGAGCCCCGCCGCUGCCCGGCCGCGGGGGCCGGCCCAUCCCGCGGGGCGCGGCCGGGGAGCCGCCUCCCGCCCGCCCUCUCUCCCUCAACCCCUCCCGCCCUCUCUCCCUCAUUCCCUCCCCUCCGCCCCUCCCGGCGCGCCGCGGAGCACGGCGGGGCGAUGUGGCGGUGGCGGUAUGUCAGCGAUCGGCAGCUGGAGGGAUUCCGCCGGUACAAGUACAGUGCUGUGGAUACAAAUCCUUUAUCUGUGUAUAUUAUGCAGCCCAUCUGGAACAAAAUUAUUAAGAUAGUGCCUUUGUGGAUUGCCCCCAACCUGUUAACAUUCUCUGGAUUUGUCAUGAUUUUAGUUAAUUAUUUUCUAAUAUCUUUUUAUGACUGGGACUACACUGCCUCAGGUACCAGUCCUGGACUUGUUCCCACCUGGGUGUGGCUCUUCAGUGCUUUUACCACCUUUUGUGCUUACGCAUUAGACUCCAUAGAUGGGAAGCAUGCUCGAAGGACUCAGUCCAGUACUCCUCUGGGAGAAUUAUUUGACCACGGGCUAGACAGCUGGGCUACCUCCAUUUUUGUGCUUUCUUUUUUUUCUGUCUGUUCCCGUGACAAUGGGAAGACUGGAGUUUCUGUAUAUACAAUGUAUAUAUAUUUAAGCAUUGUCUUGUUUAACUUUAUGUGUUCACACUGGGAGAAAUAUAACACAGGAGUCCUUUUUCUUCCUUGGGGAUACGAUAUAAGCCAAGUGGUAUUAAUAGCAGCAUAUCUGCUCACGGGUGCUCUUGGUGUGGAAGUCUGGCAGAAGCCUUUCCUGUUUGGUUAUUACAUUACGGACGCAUUAGUAAUCUUGCUUAUAGGCUUCAGUUUAUUUCUUUCAUUUCCACAAACGCUAUACAACAUUCACAGAGCACAUUUAAAGAAAACACUGAAGAAUGAAUCUUUGUAUGAAGGACUCCUACCUCUUGUGUCACCCCUGUUGCUCUUCGUUCUUCUUACAGUCUGGGUGGUUUUAUCUCCAAGCAACAUAUUAGCAAAGCAACCAAGAUUGUUUUUGUGGAUGGUCGGGGUUGCUUUCUCAAACGUUAUUUGCAAGGUGAUCAUCUGCCAGAUGAGCAGCACCCGGCCGGAGCGUUUCCACUGGUUCCUCUUCCCGCUGGCGCUGGUGGUCUACGCAGCCAUCUCCGGGCUGCUGGGCUGGACGGAGGAAGCGGUGCUCGCCGUCCUCACCGCCCUGGUCACAGCCGCCCAUGUGCACUUCGGGGUCUGCGUGGGGAGGCAGCUGAGCGAGCACUUGAACAUUUACAUCUUUUCCCUGAAGAAACGUGUCCAGGAGUGAACACCCGCCCUGUGAUCAGACUGUAACACUUGACGUGGAGAUUCGCAACUCUUCUGAUGUGAUAAAUAGUUGGAAUGAAUCUGAUUAAAAUAACCAAAGAAUAGAAUAGUGCAGAUACCCGAACCACUACGACAAUGAGCUAUGCAGCAAGAUGCUUCAUCUCAGACGAAGAUUACCGUCAGCAGAGAAGUGUUUACCCAGUUGUUCUGCUGCUAAUAUUUAUUCUCUUCAUUAGUGCUGUGUUUCUACCCUUUCUGAAGCUUUUGUCUUCCUCCUCCUUGCCACUGUGUCCAAAGUCCUGGAUAAAUCCAUGCCGGGUUACGUGAGAUCCUUGAUGUUUUAUAACCAGGACUGGUUUUGCCCAGCCUAGUCACCAGUGGGACCCCGGCAAUGCAAGCCCUCCCUGUGUAUCCUUCCCCCUCAGACAUCUGUGCCUGCUUCAUUUUCCAUAUUUAUUUUCUGACAACUCAUUUCUUCCAUACAACCUCCUGAAGGGCUUACGCACAUUCGGUCUUUUCCUCACCUCAAAUGAAUGCGUGAAGGAAAGAGAAUGAGCUCAGAAAGCUAUGGGCACAGCAAAGUGUUUUUGAAACCUACGACUAUUUUUUCGCCUGCCCCAGCACUGAGAUGAGUCUCAGCUGACCUGUAUCUGUCAGAAAUGCAGGCUCCAUACAGCAGCAACUGGCCUUUACGCUUAUUUUCUAGGCAGUAACAAGCGCAUUGUUGAUAUUUCAGUAGCAACAAGCAAUACACCCGACGUAGGUAACCAGCUGAGAAUAGAUUUGGCCAACAAACCUUUGAGGAUUCUCGUAUUUCACUGCAAAACUAGUCAAACCUCAUCUAUGACCGCAAAAUGCUAAGCAAAUCAUUAUUUUCCUGUGUGCUUGAAUCAAAUUCCUGUGGUUUUAGACAAUGACCAAAAAAAGGAAAAGAAUUGAGACAAGAAAAGCUUUUUUUAGACAUUACACGUUUGCAUGCAGAUGUAAACUGCUCACUUCAUCUAUAAUACAUGUAGGUUUUCUGUGUGCCUUGGAGGAAGGAGUAAGAAUUUGAGUUUCAUCUCUUUUCAUACGCUGCCCUAGCCAGAGGGACUUUGUGGCCUUGAAGCACUAAUGAAACAAUCUGUCCCUUUUCCCCAAGGUAAGCUUCAUAUUACGGUUCUUGCGCAGAGGGAUGUGAUUGACUGACUGGCGUGUUUAUUAACUAGUUAACUAUCUAUCUCACUUGCCAGAUGCAGGGCAGAAGCGUAGCUGUCGAGCUGCUGAGCCCUAAGUACACCUUUUCCCUUAGACCAGUUCUCCAGCUUUAUCACUGGUCUGAUCAUUUUUUCCCCAGUUAAUAUACCCUUACAUCAGUAGCUCCUAUUAAUAUUUUCAGCUGAGCAUCGACUAGCCAUAUCUCAUCGUGAACAGCUUCAAUUUAAGUCCGUGCAUCCUAUUACAGUAGUUGACCUACCACAACGUCAGCGGGGCAGAUUGCCCCCCGGCAGCCCUUACUGUAGGGACCGGGGACAAGCCUGCACAUCAGCUUCCCCCCUUCACGAAGCAGAAAUACCACGCCGACUUGUAAAGUAUCUUAUAGUUUGAAAGGACGCGUGUUCCCCUUACCCGACAAGCACGCUGAGGGUUCCCACCCCCAAAACGAACAUCAUCCUACAGUCGCGGUUCAAGCAGCUUAAGGCUCCAGUUAGGCAGAGGACACGGGUCAGCCUGUUGAUGCUGGGUUGGAGAUUUUGGUGAGCACCCUGUAGGGAAGGGAGUCUCCCGCACCCUCCAGCAUCGCUGUGGUCCAGCUCCAGGGAUGACAGGAGUCUUCCAGGCUUCCUCCCUGGUGGCAGGGUGGUUGCGCCCCUGCCCUGCAUGAUGUCCAGGGAGCGUGGGGGGUCCGCAGAGGUGCUCCCUAACCGCCCAAGGACUCUCUUAGAGUAAGGCUGAUGGCUGUUCAUUUAAUGAGGGAUGCUAAAAAAGGCAGUCCUGACUGCGCGUGAAGGGGAACGCUGAGUUCGAUGUAGGCACGCACCCAGCAAUCUCACUGUUCGAUGAAGUUAAAUAUUACAUCCCGUACCAGAUACACCGCCACAGAAGUCUCACCUAUUUCAACAGUUUAUAUUUAACCCGCCCAUCAAAAGUAUCUGGAGGAAGUCCCAAUGAGAAAAGAAUUCGAAUAAAAUGGAUUGAAGGUGGUUGUGCUGGAGGAACUCUGGACAGGCUUCCCUUUUCCCUCUGUCUUGCAAUUAUUUAUGAUAGCUGGAAAUAAGAGGCACAGAAGCAGCACGAUUUGAUGCACUGUAAUGGAGUAUUUUGAAAUAUUUCAUUAAAUGAAAUUAUAAAACUUGAACUGCUAUAAUCUGCCUGCACUUCUACCUUUCUAAAGAGAAAUACAGUAUCACUUUUAAGGGAAAUUAAGCUCCGGCCAGUUUUUUCACAUACUAUGUGAAGACAUAACAAAUAACUUACUUUCUCCUUUUUAAAGCAACUUGUCCAUACAAUCUCUAUAAAGACAAGUAUAAAAACAGAUCAUGUAUUGCACAGUGUAUAUAUUGAAUUGUUAGCCAUCUUAGAUGGCAACUGGUUCAAGGAAUGGGAAUAAAAGUGCUUUGUUCAUAGGGUGGUAUGAUCACAGAUUUAUUUUUUGAAGUCAGAUAGUGGUAUGAAAAUGACCUAACAGUUAACAACAAUUUUAUAUUUUUUUUUUUGUCACAACAUUGUGGCAGAAAAGCUUUCAACUAUUUGAACGGGAAAAUACAUUACUACUUUAUGCUGUCAAGCAUUCGCAGUAGCCCAAAGAUAUGUCUCCCUCCUAAGUCUUGUGAAAAAGCAACUAAACUAGCGUUGCUCUCCCAGGCUUGAG